Messenger RNA from Colletotrichum destructivum, 1008 nucleotides. Its product is annotated as Putative pectate lyase PlyH/PlyE, pectin lyase/virulence factor. Gene Ontology annotation, biological process: pectin catabolic process. Gene Ontology annotation, cellular component: extracellular region. Bases 1 to 1008 code for a protein of 335 amino acids. The transcript has 4 exons. The record is from RefSeq and is a predicted model, not a curated record. Lineage: Eukaryota; Fungi; Ascomycota; Sordariomycetes; Glomerellales; Glomerellaceae. Gene Ontology annotation, molecular function: pectate lyase activity.
AUGCACCAAUACUAUCUCCUUGCCCUUCUACCUACAGCUCUUGGCUGCUUGAACGCCAACUCCAACGCCUGCGCUAGCUACAUCAAGUCCAACGCCGCGGCUUCUACCUUCUGCGCCACCUUCACCAGAAGCACCGUCACCGCCACCACCGCUCUUCCGGCCUGGGCUACGAACUGCUCCAACAAGCCCAGCCUCCUCUCUGCCGAAUGCACUUGCCACUACAGCGGUGCAGCAGGCGGUGGUAGCUCCCCGAGCACGACUCUCAAGACUACCACCACAAGCAAGCCCACCAGCACACAGGGCGGCGGUGCCGUUGUCACCCCUCCGACCGGUGUCACCACCACCCUCCCGAAGUCUUCCGGGGCCACCUCCACCAGCAAAGCCAUCACGGUCUCUGCUGGGCAGUCGUACGAUGGAGGCUUGAAGAAGUUCGACCGAAGCCCCAGGGUUUGCGCCGAGCAGGACGAGACCGGCGAGGCGGAUGCCAUGUUCGUUCUUGAGGACGGUGCUACUCUCUCAAACGUCAUCAUUGGACCUGACCAGGCCGAAGGCGUCCAUUGCAAGGGCCAGUGUAACAACGUCUGGUGGGAGGAUGUUUGCGAGGAUGCCCUCACCCUGAAGCAGCCCAGCGGAAACUCGUACGUUAACGGCGGCGGCGCCUUCAAGGCCUCCGACAAGAUCAUCCAGUUCAACGGGUUCGGGACCGUCAACAUCAACAACUUCUACGCCAACGACUACGGCAAGGUCGUCCGGAGCUGCGGCAACUGCAGCGGCAACGGCAAGGCCCGCAAUGUCAUCAUCAACAACAUGGUCGCCACGGACGGCGGCGUCCUCUGCGGCAUCAACACCAACUACGGCGACACCUGCUGGGUGACCAACAGCUGCCAGGACAGCAACAAGAUCUGCGACCGCUACACGGGCAACAACAACGGCGCCGAGCCCCCCAAGAUCGGCUCCGGGCCCGACGGCACCUACUGCAAGGCUACCGGCUUCACCACUGCCUGCUGA